Molecule: messenger RNA, 893 nt
Organism: Elaeis guineensis (African oil palm)
Lineage: Eukaryota; Viridiplantae; Streptophyta; Magnoliopsida; Arecales; Arecaceae
Product: EPIDERMAL PATTERNING FACTOR-like protein 4
Biological process (GO): stomatal complex development; guard cell differentiation
Source: RefSeq, a predicted model, not a curated record
AAGGAUGAAAAAGAAAUCUGAGGAAAGUGAGAGAUAGAGAGAGAGAGAGCGAGAACGGUUCUUGAAAGGAUAUUAUAUUUCUCCGCUUGUCUUGUUCGAGAGGUAGUUUCUGAGAUCUGGCGCUACUGCAGUUAGAGAGAAGAACGAGGAGAUAUGGCUUGAGAUCUCGAUAGCUCUCUGUUUCCUUUCUGUUCUCCUUCUCCUUUGGUUUCUACUUGCUUCUGUAAGAGGCGGUGUUGAUGGAGUUGAUGAGAGGGAGCAGGAGAGGUGGAUCGUUCUCAAAGUCGGCUCUGUUACGCUGGGUUUUCAUCUGCCUCUUCUUUGCCUGCGCUUUGAUCGCCAGCACUAACAGCAGGACUCUUCAUUUAGAGAUUAGAAGCUCAAGAACGGAUUCUUCUACUCAGGGAGGAACGGUGCGGAGGCGGGAGCUGAGCGAGGGGCCGGGGUCGUACCCGCCGCGGUGUACGUCCAAGUGCGGUACGUGCACACCGUGCACCCCGGUGCACGUGCCGGUGCCGCCGGGCACGCCCGAGAUCACCGAGUACUACCCGGAGGCCUGGCGUUGCAAAUGCGGCAACAAGCUCUACAUGCCCUAAAAAGCACUACUGUACUUGUCCUCACCAAAAAGAAUUUGAGGAUGGAUAUAUUUUUCAUUGUCGUCAUCAUCAUCAUCAUCCAGAAAGAUUGUUAUGUGGUAUUAUUAGCUCUCAUGUUACUUGAGACCCCUCAUGUAGCAAUAUAUCGCAUAGAGUUUAUUGUUGUCCACGUGUAUCUACCAUGAGGUGGAAAUGAAGUGGUGUGAAAUAGUGAAGAGCAAAGGGAAGAGGUAGACAUAAAUUCUUACAUGAGUGUAUAGGCUUUUUGGCUAUUGAAGUAGGGGGAAUUUUUCCAAA